AGGUUGCCGGGGAAUAACGCACGCUCUUCACUAAUAUACGCGCGCUCAGAUUUAUUUGCAUACGAAAUUCCGAAAUUAGACGGAGAUAAACAUGAAUUCGAAAUUAGUUUUAUUGUGUAUUUGUGUGCAAAUGUGCGCGCUGGCAUGUGGGCGUCCCCAACAGCGGCAGUGGCAGGGUCCAAUUUUUUCGAAUCCAUUUUUGCCUGAUCGCCCUGGUGCCGGCACUACGACUACCACUCCUGCACCGCCCGCCUCGUCGACAACAGUGCCCUCGCCUCGCUAUCUAGCCUGUUUGAGCGCCUGUCCCAGCACCAUGGAAUACAAUCCUGUUUGCGGCAGCGACAGUCAGAAUUAUCACAACCAUGCUCGUCUGGACUGCGCCGCUCGUUGCGGUCAAGAUGUUGUUUUUGUACGCAUGGGCACCUGUAAAGGAUUAUAAAGUGCUGACAGCGUGUUUUUAACGAACAUAAAUCGCAUCCGGGAAGUUAAAAAAAUUUAUAUUGGCAACCAAAUCUAAAAUAAUGUUAAAUUAAAAAAGGCCUCCUCUGCCAUAUACAUACACAUGUUAUAUUAAGUUAGCGACUUUAACUAAUUUUAUGGAAUUGAUAACUAAUGUUCUUCCAAUGGAAUAAAUAAACAAAUAAAAUCAUUAUUUAUACAAAAACAUA
This is a messenger RNA of Bactrocera latifrons, 668 nucleotides long. RefSeq lists its product as uncharacterized. NCBI's taxonomy places the organism in Eukaryota, Metazoa, Arthropoda, Insecta, Diptera, Tephritidae. The record is from RefSeq and is a predicted model, not a curated record. Bases 92 to 439 code for a protein of 115 amino acids. Gene Ontology annotation, molecular function: protein binding; serine-type endopeptidase inhibitor activity. The transcript has 4 exons.